CUGCAUUCUGAGUACGUUGACAAAAAUCGACGUAGCUUUCUCUUCUAUCCAGGGCACAAGUUUGUGUUUUGUCACAGUUGUGACGGUCGCCAGUUCACUUUCUCACGCCACCAGCAGCAUCUGCAACCAUGGUCGCCAAGCAGAGGAUCCGUAUGGCCAACGAGAAACACAGCAAAAACAUCACCCAGAGAGGGAACGUCAAAUCGUCGAGGAACGUCAGUGAGGAUAAAGUGUCGGUGGGACCAUGGCUCUUGGCGUUAUUCGUCUUUGUUGUUUGCGGUUCAGCAAUAUUCCAGAUCAUCCAGAGCAUUCGCAUGGGCAUGUGAACAGGACCAGUGACCUUUCGCCAGUUCUUUCGCCUGAAUUUUGCCAAGGAAGCCUCUCUUAAAGGCUUUGUGUUGAUGAUAUUUUUUAAAAAUCGAUUUCUCUUCUACGAGGUGCAACAAUCCUGUCAUUCCUCUCUGGUGCCUUUACAAUGAAGAAAAAUCAGAAAGCCAUAAAAUAACAUUCCGAUCAAUUGUAACGUGAUCGUCUGUCAAUCUACUCUGAUCUAAUGUCAAAAUCUUAACAUGUCGCAAAGAGCGAGGUGAUUCCUAAUCCCUGACUUCUCGUUCAUUCCUGAAAUUAUUGUGCAAAAAUGUUUAAAAUGUGUUUGCUUUUUGGAGAUCCAGAAACAGCCAGCUAUUUUCUACUUUGCACAGGAUGAAGUGUUACGAAUGAAACGCCAGCCAAUUCAUCUAAAUCACAAAUGUUUUUCGAAAACUGCAUUACCUCUCUUCUAUGUCCAGUAAUUUAACUGCUGCUGCUUUCCUUCCAGUAUCUUUGGCCUAAAUAAUCAAGUUCUCUGGCACAUAAUCUUGUCAUUGUGGUGCUGUUGACCAUAAUACAGCGAGGCUUAGCGAUGCAGCUUUUUCAGAUGCUAUAAAUGUCAUGCUAGCGUAAUGGAGUGAAGAGGAACAGAGCUGGACGAAAAUAAAAUGUUUCAAAAAAGAGGAAAUGG
Danio rerio (zebrafish) is the source of this 1000-nucleotide messenger RNA. RefSeq names its product zgc:92744. NCBI's taxonomy places the organism in Eukaryota, Metazoa, Chordata, Actinopteri, Cypriniformes, Danionidae. The record is from RefSeq and is marked validated. Gene Ontology annotation, cellular component: endoplasmic reticulum membrane; membrane; endoplasmic reticulum.